UUUUUUUAAUAUUGUAAAUAGUUCAAGUAUUCAAGAAUUCCAGUAAAUUACCGUGACUCUUUAAAAUUAAAAAAACAGUGAAGCAACUACAUUAACAGUAUCAAGCGUUAUUCAACGAAUUAGCAAAGAUUGUGCGCCUAACGAUCGAUAUUAACAUCUGCAGUAUGAGUGCGCGCGGCAAAUUGGCCUUGCCCAUGGUCAUGCCCAAUCCAGCAAGUAGUUUUAAUCGCAGCUUAGCAGAAGCGCCACGAGGCACCAGAUUGGCGACGCCGCUAUCAUCACACAGGACCGGAGCAGGUAGACGCACCGGCGGCGAUGGCGAUGGUGGCACCGCUGGCUGGAAGACAACAGAUGUGACGACCACAAGCCGGCUGACACUCACGGCACGGCUGGAGAAACCGACAAUUGCCUCGACACUGCGUGCGGCCAGCAAUCGGAGUAAGGUAAUGGCCCAAAAGGUGGCAACUCCUCGCAAGCAACGAGCACCAAUUGGUGGCGACAAGAAAGGUCCGGAUCGAUUGGUGUUGGGCCCCAUAUCGAAACAGGGUCCGCAACAAGGAAGAAAGGCAGCGGGCGGUGGUGCGCCGCUGAAGAAGGAAGUCCAAGUAGAUGUUCCGUACGAGGCCAGGCUGGAGAAGCAGCAAUUGCUGGAGAUGGGCGUGCAGACCAAUGAGGCGGAAAUACUUAACCGUGAACUGCUCGUUGGAGAUAUUAAGCUCCUGUUGCCAUCACCGCAGCUGGCCAAACAAAUUGACAGGGCACGCGCGGAGAGUAAGAAAAAAUUUGAUCGCCAAGCGUUACGUCAAUUUUCAUCGCACGAGCAGGAUGAGGAACAGCAUUUGGAUGAGCUCAAACAAUUCAUGGAGCGCAGCUAUGUGACCAGGCGUAUACCCAAGAAACCGCCAAUGCCCGUGCUGUCCAACUUUGAGCCAACCCGAUAUAAUACUGUAUUCAAGUCAAUGGAUGAGUUCUUUACACGCGACGUACCGAAGGCGGAGUCCAUCACAAACAUAAAGGAGCGCAUCAGGCGUAAGGAAGUGGAACUUAUGAGCAUGUUCGAUGAUGUAGAAGUUAGUGAAAAGGCCGAAUCCGAGUCCGAAGGCGAUUAAAUCAGAUCUCUUGUAUGUCAAUUAGAUGAAAAUGACAUGUUGAAACACAUAAAAAAUUUAAGUUAAA
Drosophila montana is the source of this 1176-nucleotide messenger RNA. RefSeq lists its product as uncharacterized. The transcript has a single exon. Lineage: Eukaryota; Metazoa; Arthropoda; Insecta; Diptera; Drosophilidae. The record is from RefSeq and is a predicted model, not a curated record. Bases 165 to 1109 code for a protein of 314 amino acids.